AUGUCCUUAAAUACUUCUAUGCCCUAUUAUCGUAAUUCUUCGAGAGAAGUCAAAGCUAUUAGAGAAAUUGUGUAAGCUGAAGCAAUCAAAAGUGCCAGAUUGUUAAGCAGAGACAAAGUCAAAGUUAAACAAAAUACAUCUAUUGGUGAUUGUAAUAUCUAUAUGCUAUAUAAUUAGUGAAUAGAAGUAAAGGAAAAGCUAAUAAUUCGUUUUAUGACAAUAGAAAUAAUUCUUAGAUUGAAAAUUCAUAUAAUUUAUCUGGUUAUUUAGCCAAUGCUUUUUAGGAAAGAAAGGAAAAUAUUCAAAGGAUUUAGAUGUAGGAUAUUACAAAUAAGAAUAAAUUUGAUGAAAACAAACAAAGAGAGAUUAAAUAUCUUAUGAGGAUUGCAGCAUUAGAGAAAGAAUCAUCAAAACUAACUGAAUUAGCAACUAAAUUGAAGAAAGAGAAUUAAUUAUUGAGAUAAUAAAAUAAUCAAAAUAAUCAAGAUUUGAUAAUUUAUCAAUUAUAAGAGGCUCUUAAUGUAUCUAAGAAUGAGAAUUUAGCUCUUAAAAAAUAAAUUACAUAACUAUAAAACUCAAAUACAACAUGCUUUAAUAAUAGUGUAUAUCGAAUCUAAAAACAUUAAACUCAAAAUACAAAUUAUACAGUCAAUACUACUAAUAAUCUAUCUUAGGAUAAUAUCAAAUUUAAAGAACUUAUACCUAGUUAUUUAGUUGCUCUAAGCUUAGCUGGAUGA
Paramecium primaurelia is the source of this 737-nucleotide messenger RNA. NCBI's taxonomy places the organism in Eukaryota, Ciliophora, Oligohymenophorea, Peniculida, Parameciidae. The record is from the annotation of a GenBank genome assembly.